This is a messenger RNA of Lineus longissimus, 2704 nucleotides long. Its product is annotated as long-chain fatty acid transport protein 2-like. The transcript is spliced from 12 exons. Gene Ontology annotation, molecular function: long-chain fatty acid transmembrane transporter activity; long-chain fatty acid-CoA ligase activity. NCBI's taxonomy places the organism in Eukaryota, Metazoa, Nemertea, Pilidiophora, Heteronemertea, Lineidae. Bases 222 to 2090 code for a protein of 622 amino acids. The record is from RefSeq and is a predicted model, not a curated record.
UCGUUCUAUCGAUACAUACCUCGUGCAAUCUUGAUUUAAUUGUACUAUAAUUUCGUGGAUUAUUGAAUGAUUGUGUGCAUGACUUUCCCAGGAAUAAUAACACCAAAGCAGCAAAGUUUCCAGUGCAGGCUGUUUCCGCUUCAAAGAAAAGAUCGAGGGCCAAGCGACGUUUUGUAGCACCAGGCAUUUAAUUCUAACCCGACACCAGCCAAACCAACGCAAUGCUACCUAUACCCGCUGUUGGUGCGGGAAUUGUUGGGUUAGGCGCGCUAACCACUUAUCUGGUUGCACCAUGGCUCAAAACCGACCUUGCGUACUGUUACAAAUUCAUGAAGUUCGCCGAGGCAAGUAUCAAGACGGUAGAAGCGAAGCUUUUUAUGGUUGAUAUGUUCGAGGCGGCCGUGAAACAUAACCCGCAAAAGACGUUUCUCUGGAAUGAAGGGAUCGCCUACUCAUACGCUCAAGUGGACGAAAAGGCAACGCAGGUGGCCAGGUUCGCUGACGGUAUUGGUCUGAAAUGUGGUGACUGCGUAGCAAUGAUGAUAUUCAAUUCGCCGGAGUUUGUGUGGACGGUAUAUGGUUUACAAAAGCUUGGGGUCCAAGUAGCUCUCCUCAACACAAAUAUCAGAUCUAAAUCACUACAGCAUUGCUUGACCGUCAGUGAAACAAAAACCGUCAUAUUUGGCCAAGAUCUCCAGGAUGCAGUCGAGAGUGUCGCCGAUUUCCUCAGCUCAGAAAGGUACAGUGUUUGGAUACAGGGUAGCGUAGUCCCAUCACCUUAUCAAGCCAUGGACAGUGUCACAGUAGGAAUGAGCACAACGCCUGUCGAUCCCAUUGUAAGAAACAGCGUCAAAGCCACCGAUCCCAUUGUUUAUAUUUACACUUCUGGAACAACAGGUCUCCCUAAAGCUGCCAUCAUCACUCAAAACCGACCGUGUUCAGCUUCAGCAAUGGUUCCGGUCCUGUGCAACAUAACAGAGGACGACGUGGUUUAUUUAACAUUGCCUCUCUACCACAGCGCGGCAUUCCUGAUAGGUUUGGCUGGUACUGUUAGAGCCGGUUGUACGGCGGUUCUGCGAAGGAAGUUCUCUGCCUCGGUUUUCUGGGAUGACUGUCGCCGCUACGAUGUGACAGCAUUCGUCUAUAUAGGAGAACUAUUGCGAUAUUUGGUCAACAUGCCCGAGCAACCAAACGACAAAGACCACAAGGUCCGUGUGAUAUUAGGAAAUGGAUUGCGGCCAGAGAUAUGGGCUGCCUUCAAAGACAGAUUCAACAUUAAGGAAAUCAGGGAGUUUUAUGCUGCCACUGAGGGAUUGGGUUUAUUUAUGAACUUAGGGGACAAACCUGGAUCAAUCGGCCGAUGUUCCCCCAUUCUAAAGAGGAUUUAUCCAUUAAAUUUCUUGAAAUUCGACUAUGAGAAUGAAACCGCCUAUCGUGGUCCCGACGGACGGUGUGUUCCCGCUAAACCAGGUGAAACUGGCCUGUACGUCUGUGCAAUUCAAGCCGGUAAACGAGAUUUCGAUGGUUACAAAGGAAAGAAAGAAUUGAAUGAGAAGAAGAUUCUGAGAAAUGUGUUCAAGGAAGGAGAUGCCUACUACAACUCUGGUGACCUUCUUAAGGUUGACGACAUGCACGAUGUCUACUUCAUUGAUAGGGUUGGAGACACUUUCAGAUGGAAAGGUGAAAACGUCUCCACCACAGAGGUUGCUUCUGUCUUAGCCGAUGAUGAGAGAAUCUUACAUGUCAACGUGUACGGGGUAAAGGUUCCAGGGGCUGACGGGCGAGCAGGAAUGGCCGCUAUUACCAUGAACGAGGGCUGCACGGUCGACCAAGAAUUUCUUGCUGAUCUCUACAAGAAAGUCAUGGGCAACCUGCCGGUGUAUGCAAGACCGAUCUUCCUUCGGAUGCAUGAAUCGGAGUUGGAAACUACGUCUACUUUUAAAUAUAUCAAGACAAAUCUGCAGAAGGAAGGCUUUAAUCCAAGUCAAGUCAAGGAGCCGCUAUACCGGUUAGAUUCGACCAAGAAGGCCUACAGUCCAAUCAACAGAAUAUUCUAUGACCAAGUCGUAUUGGGUAAAAGUAAAUUAUGAUGGGUUUGAGCAUUGUUAAAUUAGUAUUUUCACGAGAUAGGGACUGUACUGCUCAAAGUGAAAAUAAUUCUGUCCAUAUUAAUAGGAACAGUGUGGCCGUGAAAGAAACUAAUCCAUUCAUAGGUUUAAAUCUAUUUGGAUUCAAUUGCCAUUAAUCGCUUAUCCAUCAAUGAUUAGACACUCUUUUAUGAUUUCAUUUUUAUUGUGACAGUCAUCACCGGCAAUGAGCCGUAACCAACGAAUAAAACUUUUUCAUCAGGAAAUUAAACAAUUGGUGAUAUUUGAUUCCAUAUUCGUAUGAUUUUGCUCCAAUUAGCAAAUGGAAUAAAUGAUCGGAAAUUGGUUGGCCAUCCUCUCCAGAAUUGAAACAGGUAGUCAUGGCACCCGAUGCAGUCUUUCAUUCCCUUAUGAUAUAGAAUUUACAAUAGACAACUUCAAUCGAAAUAUAGACGACUCAGAAAAUGUUGAUGACCAUCUGAUAUACUGUGUUAAAGUGACAUCUCGGGCGUGGGAUUUACCUGACCAGGAUAAUACCCCUGCCUGACACCAGACACUGCUACUUGUAGUAAAAUGUCAAUGCUGAUCUCCAAUAAUGAUUUUCGCCAGACGCAGUU